AUGGACUGCCAACAAGAUUCAGUGGACACUGCUUUGCAAACCCUGAAGUGCAAAACCGUGAUCAUAAAUUAUAAGAUAAAUGUUCCUACAAAUGAAAAUCAUGUUCAGGAUGGCAUUUGGGAGAAGUAUUCACUGGUUGUGAUAAAUUUUGUUGGUGAAAAGAAGGUUGCUAAUUGUCCACGUAGUGGUCUUGCAGCUGGAGAUAUGAAUAUUGAAAUGGGUGGCGGUCUUACUGCUGAAGAUGAAGAUGUGAAUGUUGAAAGGGGUGACAAUCUUGCCAAAGGAGAUACGAAUGUUGAAAGGGGUGGUCAUGAUGUGAAUGUUGA
Molecule: messenger RNA, 326 nt
Organism: Oldenlandia corymbosa var. corymbosa
Lineage: Eukaryota; Viridiplantae; Streptophyta; Magnoliopsida; Gentianales; Rubiaceae
Source: the annotation of a GenBank genome assembly